AACGGGGGAGAGUGCGCUGAGCCGGCGGAGACAGCUGAACGGGGGUUUUCAUUUCUCGGUCAGUCCGGUAGCGUCAGGAGGUUAGUACGUGUUAUGAAUGGGUGCGUGGCCAUAUCGUUAACUCAGCGAUCCGCGUAACAUUUGCUGACGAAACUUCGAAGCGUGCCGAUUGUUUGGAAAAAGUCGCCAUCGAUGUAAACUGAAAUCGAAGAUCGGGCUUCUGGACUUUCGUAUUCAGGACGGAAAGGCGGUAUGCCUGCUCUGCGCCUGUUUGGCAGGAAAUGGUUAGCCGCUUCGGACGAUCUGGUAUUUCCCGGACUUUUCGAAAUAUUUUUAAGGAUAAUAUGGUUGGUUUUAAUAGUCUGUGUAUACAUCGAGUACUACAGCGACACAUGGAACUGCUCAAAAGGUGGAGACUACGUACGAAUAUACAUAAUUGGUAUGAUGGCGCUUUUGUGUGCCGUCAUUUUUGUCCUAGCGGCAUUGGUUAAUCAAAGCGCGAAAGGGUCCAUUACCGACGUCGACGCCAGGAAGCUGGUGCCACCGAUUUUGUUACUAAAACUUUUCCUGGUAAUUCCGGAAGUAAUACUCAACGUAUUUGGUACCAUGUGGGCUUUCUGUAGUGAUUUGGUCGUAUGUCCAUAUGAAGGUCAUUUUUCAAGGACUGUUAUUGAAGCGUUGGUCGUGUUCAAUUGGGCCCUGUUCGGCCUGGCAAUUUUCGGACUGGCGAUGAUUUUUGAUCCGUUGGGUUCACGACGGUACUACGAAAUUCACGAGACACCGAGUGCAGGAGAAUCGCUACGCCACCGAAAAGGCACCAGUAUUUGGAAAAGACGUUUUCGAUGGGCCUUCUGUUGGGUCAGGUCUGACGAACACGGACACGAAGCUUUCCAACAAGUAGCCGCCUUGCUCAGCGCACUGUUUCGCAGUACCGAUUUGGUACCGUCUGAUAUACUAGCGGGAUGUGUUCUACUUCGUGUGAAGCAGAAAAGGGAAACGAGAGAGAUGCGACGAAUCUACAUGCUGUCGGACGAAGAUCCAAAAUAUUCAUCAGACAUCAACCGAAUAUUUUCUUUGGCACCUCGCUGGAUGAACCUGGAAGAUGCCCGACAUUUUCUGCGGCUCUCGAUGGCCGCUUACGGCUGGCCCUUCGUGUUUUACCUGCACUGCAGUACCGCCCUCUUUCGUCUAAUCAGCAACGUCUCUUGCUGUUCGUGUUUUAAGCCGCCGGAUAACACCCCGGUUAUCGAUGACAAUUGCUGUCUCUGUCAUUUGGCCGGAGUGAAGUACAUAUCGAAAGUAAACGAGCAAGACAUUCUUUUUGCGUCGUUCAGAAAUUACGUGUUUGAGCUACCAUUCUGCGUGAUAGCGGAUCACAAAACAUCCAAUAUCGUGAUCGCAGUUAGAGGCUCGAUAUCUCUUAGAGAUAUCUUCACAGAUCUUACGGCCACAUCAGAGAAAUUUGAAGCUGAAGGUCUUCCUCCGGAUACGAUGGCCCAUAGGGGCAUGACAGCCGGAGCUAUUUACAUUGCCAAAAAGUUGAAAGAGACUGGAAUUUUGGAGAAAGCAUUUUGCCUGUACCCAGAAUAUGGCCUUGUGUUGACGGGCCACAGUUUAGGGGCGGGAGUUGCUUGCUUGCUGGGUUUAAAGAUUAGGCCGAAAUACCCCGAUCUUAAAGUUUUUGCCUUUGGAACUCCGGCCGGUUUAAUAAGCCGCGAAGCUGCCAGGAUAACGGAAAGUUUUAUUUUCACCGUUGGCGUAGGCGAUGAUUUCGUGAUGCGGCUCGGAGUCGACAGCAUCGAAAAUCUUCGAACGGGAAUAAUCCAAACACUUCAUGCCAGUAGAUUGCCAAAGUAUCGAAUCCUUUUGAAUGGAUUCGGAUAUGCCUUAUUCGGAGUUCCUCCUGGUGAUUUGGAGUCGACGUGGCGCGACGAAACCUUGCCGGAACCUGGACGAUCGCCAUUAUUAGAGUCUAGUAUAAUCCCGACUGUAGCUGCGUCUACGGAAGCAGCUCUCUUAUCCAGAGACUUAAGUGUCAGAAGAUUUUCCAAAAUACGUUUGUAUACUGCCGGUCGAAUCUUGCACAUUAUUAGUAGGAAGAAAACCAAAGCUGAAAGAAAAGCGGGAACCGGUGGUCCGGAUUUCGAAAUGAGAUGGGCAAAAGCUGAGGAUUUUAUGGAGCUAAAAGUAAUGCCUAAGAUGUUGCUGGAUCACUUGCCCGACAAUGUAUAUAAAACUCUAGAUACUAUUUUAAAAGAGCAAUCAGAUAACGUUAGUGAGAUCAUUUAAAAAUGACGAAUAAAAAAAUGUUUUAAUAGAAAGCGAUCCGUUUGUCGGUUUUCUAUUUUGCGGUUUAAUUGUUAUCAAAUUUUAUUUUUGAUUAAUAUGAACAAAUAUCCUAUUUGUAUUUUUAUAUUUAAUAAAACGUUAAG
Molecule: messenger RNA, 2432 nt
Organism: Cylas formicarius (sweet potato weevil)
Lineage: Eukaryota; Metazoa; Arthropoda; Insecta; Coleoptera; Brentidae
Product: diacylglycerol lipase-beta-like
Exons: 13
Coding region: 253-2289 (678 amino acids)
Biological process (GO): lipid metabolic process
Source: RefSeq, a predicted model, not a curated record